Molecule: messenger RNA, 4164 nt
Organism: Pezoporus occidentalis (night parrot)
Lineage: Eukaryota; Metazoa; Chordata; Aves; Psittaciformes; Psittacidae
Gene: WDR7
Product: WD repeat domain 7
Exons: 25
Cellular component (GO): cytoplasm
Molecular function (GO): protein binding
Source: RefSeq, a predicted model, not a curated record
AUCAAGCCCCGGGCUCUGCUCUUCGGCCACGCCGCCCCCGUUCCCUGCCUGGCCCCGGCCUCGGGCCCCGGGGAGCAGCCCUGCGUCGUCAGCGCCUCGGAGAGCGGGGAGAUGUGCCUGUGGGAUGUCACCGACGGCCGGUGCCUGGAGUUCACCAAGCUGGCCUGCACGCACACGGGCAUCCGGUUCUACCGCCCCGCCGGCGCGGGCCACCGGGAAGGGAGGCUCCUGUGCCACGGCCAUUAUCCCGAAAUCCUCGUGCUGGAUGCGAGCAGCUUGGAGGUCCUUUAUUCCUUGCUUUCCAAGAUCGCUCCCGACUGGAUCAGCGCCGUCAGCGUCCGGGGUAAGGAUGCGCUCCGGGCUGACGCGGUGGUGGCGGUGUCCGUGUCCGGCAUCCUCAAGGUCUGGAUCCUGCCGUCGGAAGCGGGCCGCGGGCAGGAUCCGUCCCCGCUCUCCGAAGAGGAAUCCAAGCCCAUCUCGUGCCACAACUGCCGGAGCCUCUCCCGGUGUCCCUGGGCUCCCGGCUCCUUGCUCCUGGUGUGCUCCCAGUCGUGGCGGGUCCUGGAUGCCGGGGAUUAUUCCCUGCUCUGCUCCGUGGGCAGCGAGAGCCGGCGGGCUUGGAGCGGGGGGGAAUUCCUAGCCCCGGAUCGCGUCGUUGUAUGGAGCGAGGAAGGGCAGAGCUUCAUCUACGCGCUGCCCGGCAGCUGCCUGCCCGCCAGCGAGUCCUUCCGGCGCGACGUUGGGAAAGGCGUGGAAAACCUCAUCCCUCCUUCCUUGCUCCGGGUGCUGGAGAGGCCGGAGCAGGAGCUCCUCAUCUGCCCCCCCGUGACUGGGUUCUUCCAUGGCCGGAAGCCUCGUGCUUCCCAGCUCCUCCUCCAAGGCGACUCUUCGGGAAGGCUUUCCCUAUGGAGCAUCCCGGAUAGCCUGGAGCAGCGCGAAGGCGCGCAGCCGACGACGUCCUUAUCCCUGCAGGAAGCCUUUGAUGGGCUGGAGCCUCAUCCGGCCGGGAUCAUCGACCAGCUGAGCUCCGUUCCCAACAUCCCGGAGCCCCUCAAGGUGACGGCCAGCGUCUACAUCCCCGGGCAGGGCCGGCUGGUGUGCGGCCGCGACGACGGCAGCAUCGUCAUCGUGCCCGCCACGCAGACGGCAACCGUGCAGCUCCUGCGGGGAGAGCACGCGCUCCGAAGGGGUUGGCCCCCGCACCGCACGCUGCGCGGCCAUCGCGCCCGGGUCACCUGCCUGCUGUACCCCCACCAGGUGUCGGCGCGCUACGAGCCCGGCGCCCUGCUUUCGGGGGGCCUGGAUUUCGCCGUGAUCCUUUGGGAUCUCUUCUCCGGCGACAUGAAGCAUCUCUUCCUGGUGCACGGCGGUGAGAUCAACCAGCUCCUGGUGCCCCCCGAGACCUGCAGCGCCAGGGUGCAGCAGUGCGUGUGCUCGGUGGCCGGCGACCACUCGGUGGGGCUACUGAGCCUGCGGGAGAGGAAGUGCCUCCUCUUGGCUUCCCGGCACCUCUUCCCCAUCCGAGUGAUCAAGUGGAGGCCCGCCGAGGACUACCUGGUGGUGGGCUGCGCCGACGGCUCCGUCUACGUCUGGCAGAUGGAUACAGGAGCUCUGGACCGCUGCGUGAUGGGGAUAACGGCGCUGGAGAUCCUGACGGCGUGCGACGAGGCCGUGCCGGCCGGCCUCGACGCCCUGGGCCACGCCGCCGUCAACCUCAAGCAGGCCAUGACGCGCCGGAGCUUGGCCGCCCUCAAGAACGUGGCCCACCAGAAGCUGCAGACCUUGGCCACCAACCUCCUGGCGCCCGAGGCGGCCGACAAGGGGGAUUUGCCCAAGUAUUCCCCCAAUUCCCUGACGGUCCAAGCCCUGAAGACGAGCGGGACGGACGCCGACAUCCACGUGCUCUUCUUCGACGUGGAGGCCCUCAUCAUCCAGCUGCUGAGCGAGGAGGCCUCCCGAGCCAGCAGCACCACCACGGCUUCUCCCGAGAGCCAUCCCAAAGCUUCCAGCAGCUUGGAGAAGGGAAGUUCCUUCUUGGCGAGCAAGAGAGCCGCCGUCCUCUUCCAGCAGGUCAAGGAGACCAUCAAGGAGAACAUCAAAGAGCAUCUCCUGGAUGAGGAGGAGGAAGAGGACGAAGAGGCCGUGAGGCAGAGGAGGAAGGAGGGCGCUUCCGAGUAUCGCUCCGGGAAAUCCAAGCCUUUAACUCUGCUGGAAUCCAACCUGACCAUGGAUACGGCCAAGCUCUUCAUGUCCUGCCUCCACGCUUGGGGCCUCGACGCCAGCCUGGACGAGCUGUGCUUGGACCGCUUGGGAAUGCUGCGGCCCCACUGCGCCGUGUCCUUCGGGCUCCUCUCCCGUGGGGCCCACAUGUCCCUCAUGCUGCCCGGUUACAACCAAGCCCUCGGGGAUGGCUCCUGCCCUCAAGGGGGCAGCGGGAAGGGCACCUAUGGGGUCUCCCGCGCCGUGACCACCCAGCACCUCCUCUCCGUCAUCUCCUUGGCCAACACGCUCAUGGGCAUGACCGACGCCACCUUCAUCGGCGAGCACAUGAAGAAGGGGCCCUGCAGGCCACCCAGACCGGGCCCUGCCGAGAGCUCGCGAGCCAAAGCCCCCCCUGGCCCUGCAGCCCAAGGCCACAUCAAGCAAGGAUGGAGCCAGCUGGCCGCCAUGCACUGCGUCAUGCUGCCCGAGCUGCUGGGCCUGGAGCGCUUCCGCCCUCCCCUCCUGGAGAUGCUGGCGCGGCGCUGGCAGGAUCGCUGCUUGGAGGUGAGAGAAGCAGCCCAAGCCCUGCUGCUCGCCGAGCUGCGCCGCAUGGAGCAAGCCGGGAGGAAGGAGACCAUCGACGCUUGGGCUCCCUACCUGCCCCACUACAUGGACAGCGUUCUGUCCCCCGGAGUAAGCUCGGAAGCCCCCCAGCCCGGCAGCGCCAGCCCGGAGCCCUCGGGAGCAGAAGGCAAGGCGCAGGAGGAGGAGCACGACCUGGGAGACGACGACAUUCCAGCAGGCUGCCUGCCCCAGCUCAAGAAGGCCUCCCCGUCCUACGAGGAGAGGAGGAAGCAAGCCACAGCCAUCGUCCUGCUGGGAGUCAUCGGGGCCGAGUUCGGAGCCGAGAUUGAACCCCCCAAACUCCUGCCGCGACCCCGGAGCUCCAGCCAGAUUCCCGAAGGAUUUGGUUUGACCAGCGGCGGAGCCAACUAUUCCCUGGCGAGGCACACGUGCAAGGCGCUGACCUUCCUGCUGCUGCAGGCGCCCAGCGCCCGCCUGCCGGCGCACAGCACCAUCCGCCGCAGCGCCAUCGACCUCAUCGGCCGCGGCUUCACCGUCUGGGAGCCCUACAUGGACGUGUCGGCCGUGCUCAUGGGGCUGCUGGAGCUCUGCGCCGAGGCCGACAAGCUCUUGGCCAACAUCACCCCGGGGCUGCCCCUGAGCCCCCCCGCCGACUCGGCCCGCUCGGCGCGCCACGCUCUGGCCCUCAUCGCCACAGCCCGGCCCCCGGCCUUCAUCACCACCAUCGCCAAGGAGGUGCACAGGCACACGGCCCUGGCUGCCAACGCUCAAUCCCAGCCGAACAUCCACACUUCCACCCUGGCCAGGGCCAAGGGGGAGAUCCUGCGCGUCCUGGAGAUCCUCAUCGAGAAGAUGCCCGCCGACGUGGUGGAGCUGCUGGUGGAGGUGAUGGACGUCAUCAUGUAUUGCCUCGAAGGGGCCUUAGUCAAGAAGAAAGGCCUUCAGGAAUGCUUCCCGGCCAUCUGCAGGUUCUACAUGGUGAGCUACUACGAGCGGAGCCACCGCGUCGCCGUGGGAGCUCGCCACGGCUCCGUGGCCCUCUAUGACAUCCGCACCGGGAAGUGCCAGACUAUCCAUGGCCACAAAGGGCCCAUAACUGCAGUGGCUUUCGCGCCCGAUGGAAGGUACCUGGCCACCUACUCCAACUCCGACAGCCACCUCUGCUUCUGGCAGAUGAACACAUCCCUGUUGGGAAGCAUUGGAAUGCUGAACUCGGCCCCCCAGCUCCGCUGCAUCAAGACCUACCAGGUCCCCCCCGUGCAGCCGGCCUCGCCGGGCUCCCACACCGCCCUCAAGCUGGCCCGCCUCAUCUGGACUUCCAAUAGGAACGUCAUCCUCAUGGCGCACGACGGCAAGGAGCAUCGCUUCAUGGUCUGA